GAUCUCGGUGCAGGUUCGAUCGGUAUCAAUCGAAAUUUACCGCGAUCAAUUGGAAUUCGUGUGCUAUAUUAAACGAGGUGAACGAAUAAAUUCGUGUGUUGUUCAGAAAAUUUAUUUUGAAAAAAGUAAUUGAAAUAAAAAAAUAUUAAUCUACACAAAAUUCACAUGUAAAGUUUGAUACAGCUUAUGUUAAAAGGGGGUGAUUUUUGUAAUUCUCUCUUCGUCAUCGACGAUGGUCCAGUAGGUCAGUGACAAAGAAAAGUUCAUCGAUUGGAAUUGAUUCGAGCAGACGAAAGAAAGAUCCAGAGAAAGCUGACCAGCAGAUGUUUCGCGUCUAUAGAUGGUACAGAAACGUCAGCCGCUCGGUAAUUAAUUCGUUUUUGAUGAUACAAAGUGGUCGUGGGAGCCGGAUGCAGUUGAAAAUCGUUCGAACUAAAUGGUAACGAUGAAUCAGAAGGAAGGAACCGUAACGGAGUUUCUGGAUAAUCGUGCCAACGAGAUUAACGUUAAUCGUAGUUGAUAACAGGAGUCUGUAGAAAGCGAUCAGCUGAAACAGACCCGCGUCGAACACUCCUCCAAGAUUUCCUCUGCCGAGUGGUCUGUUAUCUCGACCAGUGUUUUUCUUUUCUUAUAUUCAGCUGAAAAUUUCCAGCUCUCUCAGUUGGACGAAGAAGAUCGUUCAUGCGCGAUCAGAUCGGCGGAUCGAAGGCUGAAUGGAUACACCAAAGCUCGGACGGUUCAGGAUCAUCGCAUUCCUCUCGUUAUGGCUGCUUCAAGUUGCAUUGCCCGGUGCAGUUGCAUCGUACACCAUCGGGGUAGGCAGAGCCGACACCACUGGACCCAGCGCUGAAAUCGUCUUCAUGGGCUAUGCAAAGAUCGAUCAGAAGGGAUCAGGAAUUCAUCUUCGAACGUUCUCACGCGCGUUCAUCAUCGACGAUGGGGAGCAGAGGUUCGUCUUCGUCAGUGUGGACAGCGCGAUGAUAGGAAACGGAGUUCGACAAGCGGUAUUGCAAAAGCUUGAACCACAAUUUGGUAAAAUGUAUACAGAAGAAAAUGUGAUGAUCAGUGGAACGCACUCGCAUUCUACACCAGGUGGAUUCAUGCUGGACAUGCUAUUCGAUCUCACCGCUUUCGGUUUCGUUAGGGAAACCUUCGAUGCUUUAGUAGAAGGAAUAACAAAGAGUAUCGAACGUGCUCAUAACGCGAUGGUACCAGGUCGGAUUUUCAUCAUUCACGGUGAAGUGCACCACGCGAACAUCAACAGAAGCCCUUUGGCGUAUCUCAAUAACCCUAAAGCAGAAAGGGACAGGUACAAGUACAACGUUGACAAGGCUUUAACUCAGAUGCAAUUCAUCGGUGCCGAUGAAAAACCAUUGGGUGUCAUCAAUUGGUUCGCUGUGCAUCCAACCAGCAUGAACAACACUAAUCAUCUGGUGUCCAGCGAUAACGUGGGCUACGCGUCCAUUACCUUCGAGAAAGCUAUGAACCAGGAUUCUUUAGUCGGAAAGGGUUCCUUCGUGGCUGCGUUCUCAUCCACAAAUCUGGGCGACGUUUCGCCGAACACACGAGGCCCAAAAUGUAUGUUUUCCGGGAAAAAUUGUUCCGAACAGUACACCUGUCCUGGGAAAAAGGAGGCUUGUUUCGCCUCUGGUCCAGGAAAGGACAUGUUCGAAAGUACCAGUAUCAUCGCCAACAAAAUCUUCAGGGAAUCGUGGAGGCUCUGGCAGUACGGGAACCCGAAGGAAGUGAUCGGACCCCUUCGCGUGGUGCAUCGAUACGUGAACAUGGCGGAACAGACGGCCGAAUUCUACAACCAGACCACAGGGAAAACCGAAAUGGUGCACGGCUGUGAACCAGCUAUGGGUUACAGUUUCGCGGCAGGUACGAUCGAUGGACCUGGUUCGUUCGCGUUCGAACAAGGUACAACUACUGGCAAUCCCUUGUGGAACACGGUUAGGAACUUGUUAGCAGCCCCUACAGCAGAGGAUGUUAAGUGCCAUGAACCGAAACCAAUCCUUCUUGCUACCGGUCGUAUGACGGUACCGUACGAAUGGCAACCGAAAAUCGUGUCAACGCAAGUGGCACUUGUCGGGAACGUUGUCAUUGCCGGCGUACCAGGUGAAUUCACAACAAUGUCCGGAAGAAGAUUGCGAGAGGCUAUCAAAACGGUCAUGAACGAUGCGUCCGACGACGAAACCUCCGUUAUAGUCGCCGGUCUCUGUAAUACUUACACCGAUUACGUCACUACGCCAGAGGAAUAUCAAAUUCAAAGGUACGAAGGUGCAUCCACGAUAUUCGGUCCGCAUACGUUAACUAUUUAUUUGAAACAGUAUCAAGAACUUGUGACAGCUGCCAUUCUUAAAAAGAACGUCGAGCACGGACCAACUCCGCCUGAUCUAAGGAAGAAAAAUCUUCUCAGCUUCGUCACACCGGUUCUGUACGACACCCCGAAAUGGGGUCGAAAUUUUGGCGAUUGCAUCAAGCAACCGCAGAAAAUGGUUUUACCUGGAGACGUCGUUACUGCAGUAUUCGUUUCUGGCCAUCCACGAAACAAUCUGAUGACGGAAAGCUCGUUUUUGACGAUCGAGAGAUUAGGGAACGACGAGAUAUGGAUUCCUGUCGCCACAGACGCCAAUUGGGAAACCAGAUUCGAGUGGAAGAGGACGUCCGUGGUUCUCGGCUCGAGUCAGGUGACCAUUACGUGGCUCGUCCCGGAGGAUAUCAAGGAUGGUGAAUAUCGCAUCAGGCACAACGGUUACUAUCGUUAUAUCCUUGGUGGAGUUUUCCCUUACUACGGAGUAUCGAAUCACUUCCAGGUUGUAACCAGAGGGUCAAGAAAUCGUGUGCCGCACAUCUAUUAAUAGUACCAUCGUUGGUGUUUUUUAAUUCUCGAACGAAAGAUAUUUACGCUUAAAUUUACGACUGAAUCACGGAUAAUUUGACGGUAGAUGCCAUACGGUAGCACGAGGGGAAUAGAAGAGACGUAUCAAACGUUCUAUUUCUCUUCUCCUUCGAUCUUUGUACAUACACUUUAUUGUUAGGUACGUUUAUGUGUGUGCGUGAUCUUUUUCGGACGAACAGAAUGAUAUCGAAUGAGUCAGUUGUCCACAGUGAUAUAGAAAUAAACGAGGAAUUUAUACAAAUCACUUUUGCUGCCCUUUCCCAUAAAGAGGAACUUUCUGUGGAAUAGGUACCUAGUCGAUCAAUGAACUAAGUUUAUGUGGUUCCUAAUCGGAAUUUUUUUUCUUUGUAACUGUGAUAGAGGAAGAAUACGACUUCCGGUGAGAUUUACUUCUAGAAUCUAUGGAAGUUUAAAAUUGAACACUGAUGUGAUUAAACGGUGUCGUUUUUCGAAAAUAUUAAGAUUGAUAGAAUUAAUUUGGUUAACUUCGAUUCGAAAAGAGGGAAUUGGAAAUGACAAAAAUUCUUAAUUUUGUAAAUAAUAAUCCAUACUUUCUGGAAGGGAAUAGCAAUCGGUAUGGAGAUCGAGCGAAAGGAAGAAGAAAAAUCUGAUUUUCUUUCGAUGAAUUAAUUCAGUUCGUUCGAUUGAAUCUCAAGUAACGAUUCGAGUAUUUUCUUCGAGCAAAAUCAAUUCCAGGAAAGGUGGAUGUUAAUCCCAGGAUUGUAAGACUGUUCCUUCGAUAUUUUUUGUUAUGCAUACGAAACCGCGGGUUGCUUGUUUUUCAAAUAAAUUGAUUCUUUUUACAACAGGCAACUCCUCGAAAGUUAUACACUUUUAAUAAGACGUGGACAUAAUUCUAUGUUCGUUUUAAAAAUUAAUUUUCCAGAAUUGAAUCGAAAGUAGAGGGUUAAUAUUCUACCGUCUCCUUUUUUUUUUCUUAUGGAAAAUCAUCCCUUUUUUACGGAAUACUUUGUAUAAUUUUAUUCAAAGAAAACGGAACCGAGAUGUCCUCUAACCCUUCAGAACUUUGACCCUAAAGCAAAUUUUCUCUUUUCCUUUCACGGUCAGCCAAUUUCCUUAGUCAUUGUUAAAAAUGAGAAGAGUAUAUUUGGGAAUAUUUUAUUGACGCGGUUCAGAAAUAUCAAAAUCGAAUAAUCGUACCGGGAAUCCCUGUACAGAAAUCUCUAAAAUGAAUUCUUAAAACAACAAUUUAAUUUUAUCUCCAUCUUAUUAAAGUUGCUGAAAAAUUAUUCUCUCUCAAAUGAAUCAAUUAAGUCACUGGAUAUAAGGCAAUGAUCUUAAUAAAAAGUUCAUUCAUAAAAGAGAAAAAAGAAAUGAAUCACGAGAUAUCUCGUGUUUCGCUCUGGCGUCUCGUAAGAAACACAGAUAAACCGGCAGGUGAUAAUGAACGAUAAGUUGCGUAUAAAAACGACCUUUUCAACUUAAGCCGCCGAUUAAAAUCUAUAUUUAAAAUGUAAAUGUUUUGUAAACGCGUGCAAAACAGUUGGUCCGAUCGAAACUUGGUCACGUACGCUGUGAUUCCAGGAAAACCGUCUGUUCAUCAAAAUAUAUUAAGAUGAACUUUCUUGAA
This is a messenger RNA of Osmia bicornis bicornis, 4493 nucleotides long. RefSeq names its product neutral ceramidase (gene CDase). Bases 714 to 2861 code for a protein of 715 amino acids. Gene Ontology annotation, molecular function: N-acylsphingosine amidohydrolase activity. The transcript is spliced from 15 exons. Gene Ontology annotation, biological process: long-chain fatty acid biosynthetic process; sphingosine biosynthetic process; ceramide catabolic process. Gene Ontology annotation, cellular component: extracellular region. The record is from RefSeq and is a predicted model, not a curated record. NCBI's taxonomy places the organism in Eukaryota, Metazoa, Arthropoda, Insecta, Hymenoptera, Megachilidae.